GCUUCUGUUCUGUCAAUGCAACUGAAUGCUAUCUUUGUUGGGUUUUGGCUUAAAUGGCAUACAAGUUCUGGCUCCAUCGAAAAAGAGAAAAAGGAAAGAAAAGAGAGUGUUUUUGUAAUAAUAUAGAAGUAGUGGUGAUUGACAACUAACGGUGCAAAUGAUAAAAAAAAAAGGUGAUGAAAUUACUGUUGCAGAUAUAUCUUAGACCGGGGAGGAAUGAUAAUUUUACAUCUUGCUCAAUUGUUACCUUUUAAUUGCUCUUACAUACUUCAAUCCAAUUAAUCCCUCGUGAGUUGUGUAUCAUACAUUAGAAUGGAACUUAGUUGUGUAUCAUACAUAAGCCAUAGACAAAGAAUGGCAAUGAAGCGGCCCUACACCUUAUAAGGACAAGAAAAAUACGAUGGGGUACAGACUUUUGUAAGCAUGGACAGAUCUAUGUUGUUUAGCCAUAUGAUAUCAUACAUUAGAAUGAUAUGUUUUCCAUAAUUAACUGAAUCCCACAGAAAAUCAGGAUCCUUUGGAAGUUAUUGUUUCCAUUUUGCAAUUAGAGUUUUAGUACAUGAAACUAGGAUAGAGAGCUGACACAUUGGAGGAACGGGAAGAGCCACAUUAGCAAUGCUUUCUUUUGGUAAAACGGUAAUUGAGGAAGGGACUGAUAUAGGAAAAGGUACCUUGACAAUAAUGCUAGAAAAGCGUUUAUUCAAAAGCUUGGAACCAGCAUUGGCGUGAGAAACAUGUCAAUGGAUGUGUCCUAGACUUUCUCGUGAAUCAUGGCUCGGCAAAAAAAAGUUGGGGAGAAAUCUCUUCUUUCUCUCUCUACCUUUGUCCAGGCUGCUCGAAACAAUGUGCUUCUUGCUGUUCCAGCUUUCCUAUAUGCAAUUAGCAAUUAUUUAAAGUUUAUUAUGCAGCUUUACUUUAAUCCUGCGACGGUGAAGAUGCUGGGCAACCUGAAGGUUCUGGUGAUUGCUGUGUUGUUGAAGAUGAUCAUGAAACGGAGAUUCUCGAUCAUUCAGUGGGAAGCUCUUGCUCUAUUGCUCAUUGGAAUUAGUGUGAAUCAGUUACGAACUCUGCCCGAGGGCUCCUCUGCAAUGGGUCUUCCAGUUGCAACAGGAGCAUACUUGUACACACUAAUUUUUGUUAGUGUUCCAUCAUUCGCAUCAGUCUACAAUGAGUAUGCUUUGAAGAGUCAAUUUGAGACUAGCAUUUACCUUCAGAACCUUUUCCUGUAUGGAUAUGGUGCCAUAUUCAACUUCCUAGCCAUUCUUGUGACUGCCAUAUUUAAAGGUCCUAGUAGCUUGGAUAUACUACAUGGGCAUUCAAGAGCUACCAUGCUGUUGAUAUGUAACAAUGCAGCACAAGGGAUUUUAUCAUCUUUCUUUUUCAAAUAUGCAGAUACAAUUUUGAAAAAGUACUCGUCAACAGUAGCAACAAUUUUUACAGGAAUAGCAUCUGCUGUACUUUUUGGUCAUGCCCUGACUAUGAAUUUUAUCUUAGGAAUCUCUAUUGUGUUUAUCUCCAUGCACCAGUUCUUUUCACCACUUUCAAAGGUUAAGGAUGAACCACGGGAUGAUAGUCUGGAAAUGGUUGAUAGUCAGAACAGCCAGAGGUCUAAGGAUUCAUCCUUCAUAAAUAUGACAGCUGGAGCCAAUGAUGAUGCUAGUCAUCAUGUUGGACAUGAUGAGAAGGCACCUCUGCUUCCCAUAUAGAGUUUUCAGUGGGUAGGAUCCACACUAUAGUUUUCUGAUGCUUAAGCUAUAACAGCGAGUAGACUUGCUUUUUCCCCACAAAGACAAGGACCCCCGCAACUACUGAUAUUGCAUGGAUGCACAGAUCAUCUACCUAUGAAUGAAAUUCCCCGAGUCUGUUCUGUUGGUCUAGUUGGCAACUACAAGAGUUAGGACCUUAGAUAUGCGCACAAAAAUAUUUAGAGGCGUGGUGCCUUGCACUGAUCGAAGAAGAGAAGAUAUUCAUGAAGACGUUCUAUUAGGCUUGUCUACCUGAGCUUAUUUAUUUACUGUCUAAAGUUUUGCCUGUCACACAUGGAACAAUAGAACAUCCGAAUGUGAAGGAUCUCAUGAAAAUUAUUGGCAAAAGCUGAGAAACACAACAUCACAAAUGAAAGCACAGAAUCAGUGACAAAAAGCCCAAAUUAGUAGCGAGACAAGAAAAACCCUGAAAGCUCCCCGCUGACCACUCACGGACUCCGUUUUGCCAAGCCAAAUGAUUGAUUUCUUUUUCAUGUCCCCAUGUUAUUUACUACACCUUUUUUUUUUCUUUGAUAUCUCAGUGCAGAGAUGCUCUUGGUCUGUACAUUCAUAGAGGGUGGAUAUAUAAAUAUAGCUGAGAAGAUUACCAGCUUUAGCAACACAAUAGUAUAUAUGCUGUGUAAAAGAAAUUCUUUAUUUCAUAUCAGGAUUCCCUA
Molecule: messenger RNA, 2422 nt
Organism: Populus trichocarpa (black cottonwood)
Lineage: Eukaryota; Viridiplantae; Streptophyta; Magnoliopsida; Malpighiales; Salicaceae
Product: CMP-sialic acid transporter 2
Exons: 13
Coding region: 771-1706 (311 amino acids)
Biological process (GO): pyrimidine nucleotide-sugar transmembrane transport
Cellular component (GO): Golgi membrane
Molecular function (GO): pyrimidine nucleotide-sugar transmembrane transporter activity
Source: RefSeq, a predicted model, not a curated record